AUGGCCUCCGUUAACAAACGCGACAAUGACGAUCUCAGCCAACCGCCCUCUCCCAAACGUGUCAGAGUCGACGAAUCAGUUGCAGAAGACAAGGCGCAUGAUAGCCCGCAGACGCUGGACAGCAUACUUCCUCCAAGUCACGCUCUUCUAGGUCUUCCACCCACAGGAGACGCACUCGGUGUUCAGGUCUCGGAGAAGGAUGUUGGCAUAUCCGAGUACAUUGGACACGACGUCGCUCCAAUUCAUGCAAUUAUCAAGCAAAGGUUUACGGACUUCCUGGUGUAUGAGGUGGAUUUGGACCAUGAGGUCGUCCACUUGAAGUCGCUUGCAAUGCCAUCUUCAGCCAAAAAGGUUGGUGCAGAGAGUGAACCUGCCGUGGCGACGUCUGACGUGAAAACCGAGGGGACACACAGCGAGGUCGUUCCCGCAAACGCAACCAAAGCAAGCGAAGCGCUAACUGUACAAGAAGUGCUUGCUGAAGAAGACGUGAAGGAGAAGGAAGAUAUCCCUGAAGACGAGAAUCCCUCAUGGAAAGCCACUUAUGCGGAGAACUUGGCCCGUUUCCUCUCUGACGAGUCUAUCGGUCAACUCAAACAAAUGUACGAGGAAGGUCCUGAGCCUCCUCGGAUUAGUGACAAUGGAUGGGUGACCAGGCCCGCUCAGGUGGCUGAUGUUGAAGGGCCUGCACGGCCCGUAGAUGCUCCCGCAGAGAGCGCAGAAGCGGAAGCGCCAAGUUCCCGAGGAAAGCGAAGUGGAGACCGUGGUCGAGGUCGUGGACGCGGCCGCGGCGGUCGGGAUAAGAGGGGUGGGCAAACUAGGGAAGACCCUCGUAAAAUCGUUAGCAAGCCGAUGGAUGACAAAGCAGAGCGUACAGCUUUGCAUAAAGCCAUUCGUGAACUAUUCGGUGGCAAGUUGGAGAGUCAGACCGACACGACGUCCAACGAUGAUGAAGGCUCUCGUAUUAUGAUUAAGUGGGCACGAGUGGGUGGCGGUGGUGCUCGGGGUGGUGCCCGCACUGCCAGGGGUGAGCGCGGCGCGCGUGGAGAUUAUCCUCCGUACAUCCAUUUUACCCUCCAAAAGACCAAUCGCGAUACUCAAGAUGCGCUAGCCUACAUCUCACGGACCAUACAUUGCAAUGUUAAAGACCUUUCUGUCGCGGGUACCAAGGAUAAACGAGGCGUAACCGUUCAGCGCGUUUCCUUGCGACGCGGUAACAGGUCCGUAGAAGAUAUCUGGAAGGCGGCUCAUCAACUCGGCCGGCGGUCAAUGGAGGAGGUUCUUUCACAGCGUGGCGAGCGAGGUGUCAGGAUUGCGGACUUGAACUACCGAAAAGCUGGCCUUGAGCUUGGCAUGCUGAAAGGUAAUGCUUUUGUCAUUACUUUGCGGGGCGUGCAAGUUGAUUCUAUGGAGACCAUUGACAAGUCACUGAGUGUUCUUAAGCACAAAGGUUUCAUUAACUACUAUGGUAUGCAGAGGUUUGGCACCGCUGCGGUGCCCACCCACUCCAUUGGCCUAGCAUUUCUAAAGUCAGAUUGGCAUAAAGCGGUGUCCCUGAUUUUGCAAAAGAGACCAGGCGAACAUCCCGACGUAGAGGCAGCUCGCGAUGCAUGGCUCACAGAUGGUGACUUGGAUCGAGCACUUGCAUUGAUGCCGAGACGAGUUGUUGCAGAGCGUUGCGUUCUUGAAAGCUUCAAAAAGCAGAAGGGUGAUACUCGUAACGCGAUGGGAGCUUUGUCAACUAUUCCUCGCAAUCUGCGCCUGAUGUACAUCCACGCAUAUCAAUCUUAUGUUUGGAAUGCCAUAGUAUCAGAACGCAUCCGAAUUCAUGGCUGCGACAAACCGGUGCCCGGAGAUUUGGUGUUCACGGCUGAAGGCGGCAAAGUCUUGGAGUCAGAGGGCGAAGGUGACGAAAUGCGAGUAGACGAGGACCUUGCAGCGGAUCAAACCAAAGAGCCUGCUAGCUCGCGUGAACGCAAACGGGCGGCCCGCGCAAAAUGGGAGCCACCAAGUGUGAAAACUCUCACAGAAAGCGAUGUCGACCAGUACUCCAUCUUCGAUGUGAUCAUGCCGUUGCCUGGACGAGAUGUCUCGUACCCAGGGGGUAAGCUGGGUGAUCGCUACCGUGAAUUUCUAGUAGCAGAUGGGCUGGACCCUGACAACUUUAUCAGGAAGCAGAAAGAGUACACGCUCAAUGGAUCCUACCGCAAAAUUCUUCAACUGCCGAAAGAUAUUUCUUGGUCUGUCCUUAAGUACACGGAUCCAGACGUCCCCCUCGCUCAGGCGGACGAAGACGCUCUUCUCGGGUUUGAUGCGCCAGCGGUGGAUGAGAACGGCAAGUUCCUUGCUUUGCAAGUGAGACUGACACUGGGCACGGCUGCGUAUGCAACGAUGGCCUUGCGAGAAGUCACCAAAAUGGACACAAGCUCUCACUUCCAGAGUGGACUCACAUUAGCUUCAGAGGAUCAGAAGUUCCGUGGCCUAGGCGACGAUGAUGAGGCUACCAAAAAGGAUCUUACCGGGGAUGUGGAUUUAUCUGAGCCUUAGGUGACUCCAUUGAUUUACCUGUGGAUUACCGGUCCUUGGUACUUCAAUCCUUGUAAAACAAAGUAGCAGACAAGCAUCGCGGACAAUAUAUGUGGAUUUGUCCUUGG
This is a messenger RNA of Coniophora puteana RWD-64-598 SS2, 2651 nucleotides long. Its product is annotated as tRNA pseudouridine synthase D. Bases 1 to 2544 code for a protein of 847 amino acids. The transcript is spliced from 10 exons. Gene Ontology annotation, molecular function: pseudouridine synthase activity; RNA binding. Lineage: Eukaryota; Fungi; Basidiomycota; Agaricomycetes; Boletales; Coniophoraceae. Gene Ontology annotation, cellular component: nucleus. Gene Ontology annotation, biological process: pseudouridine synthesis. The record is from RefSeq and is a predicted model, not a curated record.